GACGCACACAUUGAACUUUCACCCCUGGCGCUAGUUUUUUUUUUUGUUUUGAUAUCGCAGGUUUGACUUCCCGUUUGAAUUUUCGCUUCUGCUUUGACAGAAACACGAUAGACAUCGAGCUGGGGUCCUAGUGUUUUUCUUAUUUUUCCCUCACACCUGUAAGGACUAUGUAAAUAAUGAGCGUGUCGACCAGAUAACGCAGUUGCUAGUAACAAAGAUGCUUUCUCUCAGAUAAGCUAGCUUUAGCGGUGCCGCUAACUAAGUCUACGUAGCUUUGGUUACAACAUGACGACGACGAAGAGCGACUGAUUUCGUGCUUGUCAGUCAGUGGUUUACAGUAUUACCCUGUCACUGAGUCUGGACUGGUGCAAAAACGCCCUUAUCCACGCGAGUGUAUCUGUCCACUUUAGGCCGACGAGUUGUCUUCAUAGAGGUGUUGGGUAUCUGCAUCACUUUCUUUCAAUGGGUGAGGAAAAGCCAGACACGCUGGACUUUGUGAAGGAUUUCCAGGAGUAUCUGAGCCAGCAGACUCAGCAUGUCAACAUGAUAUCAGGCUCUGUUAGUGGUGUCAAGGAGGCUGACGAGUUGCCAGCGGACUGCAGUCAGAAUGGACUGGAUCACCCAUCAGUGGACAUGUCACUGGAGGACAGUUCGGGGAUCCUCGUGGAUGGAUUUGAGAGGACCUACGAUGGCAAGCUCAAGUGCCGCUACUGCAAUUAUGCCACCAGAGGCACAGCGAGACUCAUUGAGCACAUCCGUAUUCACACAGGAGAGAAGCCGCAUCGCUGUCACCUCUGCCCAUUUGCGUCAGCCUACGAGCGCCACCUGGAGGCCCACAUGCGAUCACAUACAGGCGAGAAGCCUUACAAGUGUGAGCUGUGCUCCUUCCGUUGCAGUGAUCGUAGCAACUUGUCACAUCAUCGCCGCAGACGCCACAAACUAUUACCCAUGAAAGGUGCUCGCUCUCUUUCCCAUAAGAAGAUGCUGAGUGUUUUACAGAAGAAGGCCAGCUCUUUGGGAUAUGGCCGCCGGCUCCUCAUCAACUUCAGUCCCCCUUCUAUGGUGGUGCACAAGGCUGACAACGUGAGUGACUUCUCACAUGAGCUGCCCCACUUACGCCAGGAGACCUAUGAAAAUCAGAGUGGAGCAGUUGAGGAAGGACUCUCCACUAAUCAAAAUCAUCAUCACCAUGACAUGGUGAUGGAUAACCCCUUGAACCAGCUGUCCACACUGGCAGGCCAGUUAGCCAGCCUCCCGUCAGAGUCCCAGGCCGAGACUCAACCUCCCAUGUCUCCAGGUGCUGAAUCUAUUGAGGAUGAGAAGCCCUUCCUCAUCCAGCAGCCUCACCCCGCCACAACUCCUAUAGCCGUCACAGCCAGUAUGGCUCACGCCUCCUCCUCUUCUCCAAUCACCCCAGAGCCCCGGGCUCCUCCCCACAGCAACUGCAGUCCUGGAGGAGGACCCUGCAGUGAGCACAGUGGGCACACCAGCACUCCCAGUGUCUCCAACAGCCGACCCAGUACACCAGCUCCGGGCCUGUCUGCCCCGCUCCAGGACCCCCAUGUGCUGCAUCACUGCCAGCACUGUGACAUCUACUUCCCUGACAACAUCCUCUACACAAUCCACAUGGGCUGCCACGGCUAUGAAAACCCAUUCCAGUGCAACAUCUGUGGCUACAAGUGCAAGAGCAAGUACGACUUUGCCUGCCACUUUGCCCGCGGGCAGCACAAGUAAUAAAAUAGGAAAACAAAGAACAAUCUUUUAACGGGACAGCUUUGUUUUUUCUUAAUUCUAUAGUAAUUUUAUUUAUUGGUCUUUUAGCUGGCCUUGAUGUAGCCUUGGCUCGACAGUUUAACUUGCACAGAAAAAUGUCAGCAUUCUGAUGGUUCCAUUUUGUAUACUUGAAGGUGCCCAUUCAAGUGUAUUUGAAAGAGAUGCUGUGUUUUUAGACGUGUUGAGAAUUUAUUUGCGAUGGUGGAGACCGUCACAUUCACGAAAAACAACCUCUCAAACAGAUUAUGUUGGAUACCCUAAUCACUAUUUGUUGAAUUUAGUCGAGAAUUGCUUUCAACUGUCCAAAGCAAAUUUAGAAAGGUGCAAUUUUGUGCAGAUAAUUUGGCUUUUAUUCAGACAGCAGUGAAUGAAAGUCUUGAAGGAAAUACCUCAGCAAUCUACAAACAAGUUUAAAAUGAACUUUGAAAAUGGUCAAAUGUGGUGUUUUAUACACGUGAUUUAUAAUAUAAUAAAUCCCUUUUAAGUGAUCUCACCAUUGCUAAGGGCUAUCGGUUUAUGUAGCUGUGAGAUUUAACUGUUGUGAACUAAAAAGACGCAAUUACUUUUAACAUUAUAAUUGAGAUUAAUAGACCAACCAAAAUAUAGUGUUCAGGUUUGCUUUUUUUAAGCAUACUGUGACCUGGACACUGCUUCUCACUGAGAACAUGACUGCCAGCAAGGACAGAAAUGACAACAGAAUUUAGCCACAAAUAUUAAAAUCUAUGCCUGCUGAAGAGUGUUAUAUCUUAGGAUAAUAUUCUCUCUCUGUUACAUGUCCUUUUCCAACUGGACACUCAAUUUUGUAUACUGCUCUCUCCUCACACCAUACGGUCCAUAGAGAAAAUAACCAAAUUCACAUCACAGGACACAGGAUCGGUUUAUCCGCCGCUGCCUCCAUCAAUCAGUAAGUUCAAACAUGUUAUCUUGUGACUUUGAUGUUUGAAAUCCUUUGUUAGGGCGUGCAAUAGUGGCACAUCGCCACUGAACAAAGCAGCAGUAGACCCGCAGCUUCUGUAGCUUUGUGGGCCAAAAAGAUGCAGAUUUCUUCUAUGGAAUUUGGUGCUGGAACGUAAGCCUUUCACAGAUUCGGUUUCUUGCUGUAAAAGGCUGAUUAUAGUGAGAAGAAGUGGCAAACGUACUGUAUACAUAAGAUGUCAUUCCUUUUUAUCCCCGCUGGCAACCAUGUUAUCAGUGAGAGCAAGUGCCCAGUUUUUCAGACUGGUUCAUGAAAACAGCAGCACUAUCUGUAAAAUCAUUGUCCGUCAAUUCCUCAACUAUCUCUUUUAAAGAGUGGGAAUACAUGAGUAUAGGCUAUUUUUUUUGUUUGUUUUCGGCAGGGUGAAUCUGACUGUGCCACCCAAAAUAAAUUCUCAACUCUCCUGGACCUACGAAUAAAUAAUUCUCCUAUGUUGCUCACACAGGAGUUAAACUGUCGGCCCGAAGUGGUCUUACUUAAGCCUUGUUGAAAUUAUUUCAGUGCUUUAGGUGCAUUACUACUAUUUCUUUGCAGUGCCUGACAAAGUCUCUUUUCUGAAAAGACGACUGUUACUUUGAAGAUUAUUAUUAUUACAAAUGUCUCUUCUUACUGUAUUUCAUAGACCCAGAACCUUAGAAAAAAAGUUUGGCCAUUGUAGUUUUCUGUGAUGGCCGUGCUUGUUUUUAUUUUUUUAUUUUUUUGUGCUCAACAAAUGCUGCUAAGGAACUUUGAAAUCAGUGCCACCUGUAGUCUAUGGAAGGCAUCCAAAAUGAAAAACCUGGCCAAAAUUUGUACCGGUGAUUUUGGCCAGCGAGCUAAAUUACAGUAGAAUUUUUGUUAAUCUGUGUUUUGAAGUUCAUCCACCAAUUGCGUGUCCCUUUUCAUUACUUAAACGUCACAUUCUGAUUUUUUGAUAUUGUAUGAAGUCACUUUAUUACUCAGUAUCUCCAUAUUUAGGGCAGAAUCACCAAGUCUUGUGUCCCACGUGAAACAUUUUUUUUCAGAAUUGCCACGUAGCAUUGGGGGAAAACCUUGUUUUAGCCUUUGAGAGAAGUCGGUGAGAUUUCCCAUUCCAGAUCCCAGUGCUAUUCUGAAUAUUUACUGAGUAUUGUAUUGAGUGGUUGGAUAGAUGUUCAGUGUCAAAAUAAUUGUGUUGCAGUAACACUGCUACUUUAGUAAGAUUGUAUUUUUGUCGCGGGUACUGUCGUCUGUUGCUCAGCAACAUGUGUGGAGAACAUUUCCACUGUUUUUUAGAACCACCUCUUACCAUGCUUACCAGUAAUAACUUAAGGGCAUCCAGUAACGACUGCCUUAUGUUCUCUGUGUGUUGUAGGUUCAUAGGUAACGGUGAAUGUCGAAGCCCUCUGUGGGCGACGACUCACUCCCUCUGGGAUGGCCAACCAUUUUAUUGUGAGACAGAGUAAUCUGACUAAUUUAUAAGUAAAGUGUUUUCUAACUGA
Solea senegalensis (Senegalese sole) is the source of this 4209-nucleotide messenger RNA. RefSeq names its product IKAROS family zinc finger 5 (gene ikzf5). Lineage: Eukaryota; Metazoa; Chordata; Actinopteri; Pleuronectiformes; Soleidae. The record is from RefSeq and is a predicted model, not a curated record. The transcript has 4 exons. Gene Ontology annotation, biological process: regulation of transcription by RNA polymerase II. Gene Ontology annotation, molecular function: DNA-binding transcription factor activity; RNA polymerase II cis-regulatory region sequence-specific DNA binding. Bases 463 to 1734 code for a protein of 423 amino acids.